Racocetra persica is the source of this 730-nucleotide messenger RNA. The record is from the annotation of a GenBank genome assembly. NCBI's taxonomy places the organism in Eukaryota, Fungi, Glomeromycota, Glomeromycetes, Diversisporales, Gigasporaceae.
AUGGCUUUAAGAAAUAUUUUACCAAUUCAAGAUCAAAAAGUAUGGUCAUAUUUUAUAAAUGCAGUAUCAAUUAUAUCACAACGAAUAAUCACAACUGAAGAAAUUAAUCAUGGACAUAGUUUAUUUAUAAAAUUUUUAAAAGAAUUUCAAAAACUAUAUGGUCCUAAUAUAAUAAUACCUAAUAUGCAUUAUUAUUUAUAUUUAAAAAAUAAUAUGUUAAAUUAUGGUUCUUGGUAUAGUUAUUGGUGCUAUGCUUAUAAAAGUUUAAAUAGACAAAUUGCAAGUUUUUAUACUUCUGGAAAAACUGUUGAAUUGGAUAUGCUUAAUUAUAUAAAUCCACAAAUUGAAAUUUAUAGACUUUUAGAUCAAAUAAAACCAACAUUAACAUCAACUGCACAAGCUUCUUUAGAUUAUUUACAAAAUAAACAAUUAGAAAAAGGAAUAUUAGCAAUAUAUAAUUAUACAAUUCCAGAAAUAAUAGAAUUUCAAUAUUCUAUUAAUAAUAUUAAUUAUUUUGUUACUAAAUCUGAAGAUUAUCCUGAAAGAUUAAUUAAACCUUUUUCUGAAGCAUAUUUAUUAAAUAAAAAUUUAAAAUUAUUAGUUGAUUAUUAUACUAAAAUAUAUUCAAAUGAUAAUCUUAAAUUUUAUACUGAAGGACAAGUAUCUAAUGAUUCAAAUUUAUAUUUAGUUUCAAAAAGAAUUAUAAAAGCUAGUGCUUUAGAAUUAUGUG